Messenger RNA from Durotheca rogersii, 1853 nucleotides. Its product is annotated as Fibrillarin-domain-containing protein. Gene Ontology annotation, molecular function: histone H2AQ104 methyltransferase activity; rRNA methyltransferase activity; RNA binding. The coding region runs from base 383 to 1363 and encodes 326 amino acids. The record is from RefSeq and is a predicted model, not a curated record. NCBI's taxonomy places the organism in Eukaryota, Fungi, Ascomycota, Sordariomycetes, Xylariales, Xylariaceae. The transcript is spliced from 4 exons. Gene Ontology annotation, cellular component: box C/D methylation guide snoRNP complex; small-subunit processome; nucleolus. Gene Ontology annotation, biological process: box C/D sno(s)RNA 3'-end processing; rRNA methylation.
ACUGCCCUGUGUGUGUGAGAGAGAGACAGGUACGUACCUCCUGCUUACCCACCUGCACGUUGCUAUAGCUUACCUAAGGGGAAUAAUGGUUAUCGGUUAUCAGCACGUGAUAGUAGGUAUCUCCUAGUCCACUUUGUACCCAUCUACCUCAGAUACCUGGGUACCCACCUCGACAUUAGCGUACCCGAGCUCCAGAAAUUUUUCCUUCCCUUUUUUUUCUUCCCCGGAGCUCCAUCGCAAACGACCAAACGUGCAACAAAAAAUUUCACCAGCAGAAAUCUCCCCCUCCCUAAUUGAAUCCGCAAACCUCCAUAACGCGACGGAAAUUUGCCGCCGUCGUCAUAACCUGCUCGACGCAAAGUUCGCUUGGUAAUAAUAAACUAUGGGCUUCCAGUCGAGAGGCGGCAGAGGAGGAGGAGGAGGAGGAUUCGGUGCCCCCCGUGGCGGUGGCCGUGGUGGUGGUCGCGGCGGAUUUAGCGAUAGGGGUGGACGAGGAGGCGGCCGCGGAGGCGGCAGAGGCGGCGCACGAGGUGGAUCUUUCCGCGGUGGCCGAGGCGGUCCGCCGAGGGGGGGGCGCGGUGGUCCGGCUCGUGGUGGUCGUGGAGGCAAGCCGGGCGGCGCGAGGGGUGGUGCCAAGGUCAUUGUGGAGCCUCACCGACACGAGGGCGUCUUCGUCUCGAGGGGUAAGGAGGACCACCUGCUCACCCGAAGCAUCGCCCCCGGCCUCGAGGUCUACGGCGAGAAGAGAGUCUCGGCCGAAUCUUCGACGAAAGACGAGGACGGCACGCCCAUCACCACCAAGGUCGAAUACCGAAUCUGGAACCCCUUCCGAAGCAAGUUGGCCGCCGGUAUCAUUGGCGGCAUCGACAAUAUCUAUAUGAAGCCCGGGUCCAAGGUCCUGUACUUGGGUGCUGCCUCCGGUACCUCUGUCUCCCACGUUUCAGAUAUCGUCGGACCCUCGGGAAAUGUUUAUGCCGUCGAGUUUUCGCAUCGAUCCGGCCGCGAUCUCGUCAACAUGGCCCAGAACCGAACCAACGUCAUUCCGAUCGUCGAAGACGCCCGCCAUCCGAUGAAGUACCGCAUGCUUGUACCCAUGGUAGACUGCAUCUUUGCCGACGUCGCCCAGCCUGACCAAGCCCGCAUCGUCGCCCUAAACGCGCACAUGUUCCUGAAAGUGGGCGGAGGGGUUGUGAUAUCCAUCAAGGCGAACUGCAUCGACAGCACGGCCCCCCCAGAAGCCGUCUUCGCUCAAGAGGUGCAAAAACUCCGAGCCGAGCGUAUCAAGCCCCAGGAGCAACUGACGCUAGAACCCUACGAACGAGAUCACUGUAUCGUGAUUGGACAAUACCAAGAGGCGCAAUAGGCACAUCAUAGGCUGAGAACAGAAACCUAUCCUGUGUUGUAUCAAAGUCUGGAAUGUGACGACGGUAAAAAGUCCACGCGGUUCAUAGUUCAUGGGAUGGAGUUAUUCCCAUCGGGACAAGGCGACUAGGCGUUUAGGGGUAAUUUUGGCUCAUGGUCUUUUCAUCUGCGCAUAGCUUCUGCAGGGACGACGAAGUCUUCAGGUUAAUACCACGUUAGGCAGCUCCACCCGUCUGCUCAUAUAUUCAGUGUGAUGAUAAUUUGAUGUGACGAUAGUUCCUCGAGGUUUCGUGGCGGGGUCGAGCACGCAGCGACGCGCGUCUUGCGAUCUAGACUUCCGACCCUCGGUGUUUCUCGAUCCCUAAUUAAACCUUGCCUACAGGCCUCGUUGUGCCUAUGUGAAUCUUAGCCCGGCCCGUCAAAGGCGCUCGGAUAAUCCACCAAUAACACGUACCUACGUGCGUGAUUCAAGGGCCUGGCCUGGUCCCCUG